AUGGCGCCGAGACCUACGAGCCGCCUUCUGGUGUUGGCGUGCCUGCUGCCAGCGGCGUGGGCUGGCGCCAGUCCGGAUCCUGCGCAGGAUAUCCGCGGAAAGAUGUACAUGAUGCGCUCCGCCAGCAAGGACCUCGACUCGUCGGCCACUGGGUACAUAUACCAGUCCGACGGCAAGGGGCCAGUGCAGGUGGUGAAGCUCGGCGACGCGGACGGCGACGGCAGCGCCUACUACGACCACUACGCGGACUACGGUUCCGAAGGCGUGGAAGGCGGCGUGGGACUCGGCGGCGGAGCCGGCUACGGCAAGUACUACGGGCCUGGAUUCGGCAAGUACUACGCCGCAGGUGGGCUGGGGCUGAGCAAGCUGGUGCUGCCUAAGAGCUUCGGCGCCCUCGGACACGGAGGCGGUCUCGGCGCCGGCGCUGGGUUGGGAUACGUGGGCGGCGAAGGCAUCGGACACAUCGACUACGACGGAGGUCUGGAGCACAGUGCAGCUCUGGAGGACCUGGGCGACGGCGGGGGCGCCGCUGGCGGACACAAGGGCGCCGAGUACUACGGGUCGCAGGGUGGCGGCUACCAGGACUCCGGCUACAAGAAGGGCGGCGGUGAGUCCUACGCCGCGGGUCACCACGCUGCCAAGGGUGGCAAGGGGGACAAGGGCUACAAGGUGCAGGAGUCAUUCGACAAAGGCGAGAAGGGCGUCCACGCAGCCGAGGCCGAUAAGGGGCACUACAGUGAGGGAGCUGGCGAGAAGAAGGCCCACCACGACGAGGCGGCGCACUACGGUGCCCAGCAGCAGGGAGCCAAGGGCUUCAAGAGCGCCAGCUUCGGGGAGGAGGGCAGCCACCGCAAGGGCCACAAGACCAGCGGCUUCCACAACGUGUACCACAAGGACGAGUACAAGAAGGACCACGAGUUCUACGAUGACGCACACCAGAGCGGACACCACAGCAAGGACGGCGCCUUCGAAGCCAAGCAUGCUGUCAGCCACGGCGGCUACAAGAAGGGCGGCCAGUUCGAGGGCGGCCACGCCGAGAACGAGAAGGGCGAGAAGGGGGCCUACUCGAAGGGCGCCCACAGCGACGCAGCUAGCGGACACGACGCCGCACGCGGCGAGAAGGCGUACCACGGGCACGACGAGCAGUACGGCGCCGAGGAGCAGGCGGGAGGCGGCCAGAGCUACGCACACGCCAGCGGCGGAGGUGACGCCGGCUAUGGAGGCGGCAAGUACGUCGGGGGCGGCUACAGCGGUGGCAAGUACCUGGGAGGCGGCUACUGA
This is a messenger RNA of Schistocerca nitens (vagrant locust), 1281 nucleotides long. RefSeq lists its product as uncharacterized. The transcript has 3 exons. Lineage: Eukaryota; Metazoa; Arthropoda; Insecta; Orthoptera; Acrididae. The record is from RefSeq and is a predicted model, not a curated record. Bases 1 to 1281 code for a protein of 426 amino acids.